Clonostachys rhizophaga is the source of this 951-nucleotide messenger RNA. The record is from the annotation of a GenBank genome assembly. NCBI's taxonomy places the organism in Eukaryota, Fungi, Ascomycota, Sordariomycetes, Hypocreales, Bionectriaceae.
AUGAGGGGAAGGUUUAGUAGAGUUCCGCGGCAUCUCUUCCGGGUGCACCAUCCCGGCUCUGGUGGUGUAACCAACGAGUCGUAUGCAUCUUCAGCCGAGUGGGAGGCCUUAGCCCCCGAGUUUACGGACGUCUUCGCCUUUCGUGAAGUCGCCCAGGCGGGCCAGAGCCUGGACAACCACCUUCGCUGGAAACAAGUCCCGGGAAAACCCAGCCCUUUUGUGUCGUGGACCAGCUCGCUUUUGACGGCAAUCGCGUAUAUUUUCUAUCUUUACGGGAAAGGAGAGUCCCUCGACCAGAUUUACUUGACUGUCCUAGAUGCUAGUAGAUGCCACCCUGAUGUUUUUCUUGACGAUUUGAGCUUGAUAGAAGCCCUUCAGUGCACAUGGCCUUAUACGGGCCUGGAGGAUCUAUGGAAGCUACGAACGGGGUUAAAGGGCCCUGUCUAUUAUUUCGGCGAGUUUCUUUCUCAGGGAUCUCUAGCUAUCAAGGGGAAGUCUGAGACGGUGACCGCGGAGCAGUUAAUCGAAAGGGGACUCUUUACUCUGCAACCAGAGUUUAAGAAGUUCCUUGGAUGGAACCUGCACGGUUCGGCAGAGGAAAGUCCCAAGUGGGCAAAUGCGGUCAUGGACUAUCGGAAAUUCCUAGCCCAGGAAAGCCACAAGUUUCGGCUUGGACAAGUUCAAUUGAAGGCAGCACAAAGUAUCGUUAGCCUGUUUGGCGCCAAUUUGGGGUUACGCUUCCCAAUGAUGGUUCAUCUGAUAGGGCUGCUCCCCAAACCUGGACUGGAUGAACUUUUCGAGCUCACCAUUAUGACACCCGCUCUGUCUGAUCCUUACAAGAACUUUCGGUUCCUGCCCGAGAUGAAUCUAUUCCGGGCCAAGGGUUUAAUCGAGACUGAUCGGGUGUAUGGAAUUGUUAGCCAGGUGGACCAGAAUAGGGAACUGAUGUGA